Molecule: messenger RNA, 2406 nt
Organism: Rotaria sp. Silwood1
Lineage: Eukaryota; Metazoa; Rotifera; Eurotatoria; Philodinida; Philodinidae
Source: the annotation of a GenBank genome assembly
AUGUUAAAAAUGUGUCGAAAUAUACAGGAAAUUGGACAAUUGCAAAAGGGUGAGAGAGACACAGGUGAUAUUGCCCUUAUUGCUGCUAGUCUCCGUGGUUUUGGCAAGAUCUUCGAUCGGCAAGAACAAUAUGAUGAAGCACUUUACUCUCAUGAACAAGCACUGACAAUGUUCGAAAAAUAUUAUGAAUCAUCUCAUAUCGAUAUCGCUGUUAGUUAUUACUAUAUAAGCCAGGUUCUUAGGCAUCAAGGAGAAUAUGAAAAAGCUCUCGACUUCAGUCAACGAGCAUUAUCAAUUUAUACGAAAUAUUAUCCAAAUGGCCAUGCAUACAUCGCUUCCAUUCUCAACAGUAUCGGUCACAUUCUCUACUGCCAAGGCAAACAUGAUGAACCUCUGAAGAUGUUUGAACAAGCAUUGGCUAUGCUGCAAAAGUAUUAUGCAUUUGGUCAUGUUGAGAUAGCAUUUGGUCUCGCUGGAAUAGCAAAUGUUCAAUAUCAAAGAGGAAAAUACGAUCGAUUUCUGGCAUUUAAUGAACAGGCGCUUGAAAUUUUACGGAAAUUUUAUUUUCCUGGUCACGAUGAGAUUAUCUGUAUUCUCAACAAUAUUGGCUAUAUAAAAAAUGAACUAGGAAAGUAUGAUGAAGCUCUUGAUUUUUAUCGACGAGCAUUGGACAUGCAAGAGAAAUUUUAUCCAUCUUAUCAUGCUAACAUUGCUGACACUCUCAAUGCCAUGUGUAAUGUGCUACGUUGUCAAUCAAAAUAUGAUGAGGCUCUAUGCUAUUGCCAACGAGCACUAACAAUGCAAGAGAGCUAUUAUCCAUCUGGACAUGCUUCAAUAGCCUUGAGUCUCAACAAUAUUGCUAUCAUUUUAAUCGAUCAAGGAAAGUACGAUGAGGCUAUUGGUUUUCAACAAAGAGCACUUGCAACUGUCGAAAAGUAUAAUCCAUCAAAUCAUUCUUCCAUUGCUAUUUAUAUGAAAAACAUCGGGUUUAUAUUAAACAAACAAGAAAAGUAUGAUGAAGCUCUCGAUUUUCAUCGAUGUGCACUCAAAAUAGAAGAAAAAUAUUGUCCAUGGCAUGAGCGUGAGAUUGCCAAGACUCUCAGUUUUAUCGGUGUUAUUCUCGUUGCACAGCACAAAUAUGAUGAAGCCUUAGAAUUUUAUCAUCGCGCACUUGAAAUGCAAAAGAAAUUCUGUCCUGAUGGUCACAUCGAAACCUCUCAUACUUAUAACUUGAUCGGUAAUAAUUUAUAUGAUCAAAAGAAGUACAUUGGAGCUAUAGAGCUUUAUGAAAAAGCCUUGGCUAUUCAAGAAAAACAUUAUGAAUGUCCUCAUAUUGACACCGCGCAGACUCUAAAUCGUAUUGGUAAUGCCUUAUAUAGUCAAGAGAAAUAUGCUGAAGCUACUGAAUUCUAUAAACGAUCAUUAGCUAUUCGAGAAAAACUCAAUCCAUUUGGUGAUGCUGGAAUUGCUACCGUUCUUUGCAAUAUUGGAAAAGCCCUCUAUGAAGAAAAAAAAGACGAUGAAGCUCUUGAGUUCCAUCGACGAGCAUUAAUAGUUCGAGAGAAAUUCGACACAAGUAAUCUUAUCGAUAUCGCCGAUAGUUUGAACUUUAUUGGUAAUGUCCUAUAUCGCCAAAAAAGAUAUUCUGAAGCUACUGAAUUCUAUAAACAAUCAUUAGCUAUUCGAGAGAAAUUACAUCCAUAUGGUAAUACUGGAAUCGCUACCGUUCUGAGCAAUAUUGGGGGUGCUCUGCGUGAACAAAGAAAAUAUGACGAAGCUGUUGACUUUCUACAACAAGCAGUGGUAGUUCUCAAAAAUAGUUCACCUACUGAUCAACGGGCAAUAGCUAGCGAUCUCAAGAACAUUGGUUAUACUCGCUUUCAGCAAAGGAAAUAUGAUGAAUCUAUCAAAUUUUAUUCUCAAGCAUUGAGCAUAUUCGAAGAAUAUUACCCUAACCAUCAUAUUGAAAUUACUAGUUGCCUGUCCUGGCUCAUUGCUAGCUUUAAUAGAAAUGCACAGUUUGAUCUUGCUAUUGAAUAUUUGGGAAGAUGUUUGUUAAUUGGAGAAGCCAGUUUGUCUCCAAAAGAUAUCUCCAUUACUACCGUCCUUACAUAUUUUUCACAGGUACAAAGAACUAGAGGCCAACAUGAACUCUCGCUUAUAUAUGAACAGAAUUGUUUGUUAAUGCGUCUCAAAUUGCUACCGCCAAAUCACCAAGAUAUUGGCGAUAGUUUAUCGACCAUAGGUGAGAUUUACGAAAGCCUCCAUAAACCAGUAUUGGCACUUGAUUACUAUCAACAAGCAUUGGCAAUCUACAGGAAAUGUCUGUAUCCGUGGCAUGAUAAUCUCUGGAAGAUGGAAUUGAAUAUUGAACGACUUUCACAAGAACUUGGAAUACAACCCUAG